UUUAUUAUUAAAAUAUUAUGUUAUAGAUACGUCGUAUAUUAUGAAAUUAGUUAUAUAGAUCUAAGGAUAAAGGAAAUAUAUUGUGAUUAACUAUCAUACGUAAUCAGCUGUGAAUUGCUACAUUACUAAGAAAAUUGAUUGCAGAUGACUUCCAAGGAUUAUUUGCCUUUUUAUGUAUCUGGAAAAGUAGUAUCUGGCUUUUGUAGAGGAUCUAAAUCAUUAGGAUGUCCAACAGCUAAUUUAUCUGAAGAAAUUGUUGAAACGCUUCCAAUUGAAUUUGAGACUGGAAUUUAUUUUGGUUGGGCAUGCUUAGAAAGAAAAAUUUAUAAAAUGGUUAUGAGUAUUGGUUGGAAUCCAUUUUAUAAAAAUGAAAAAAAAUCAAUGGAAAUACAUUUACUCCAUAAAUUUGAAGAUGAUUUUUAUAAUAAGAUUUUAAAAAUUAUAGUAUUGAGAUACAUUAGACCAGAAUUAAAUUUUAAUUCUAUUGAUGAUUUGAUAAAAGCAAUUAAAAAUGAUAUAGAAAUAGCUAAAAGAUGUCUUGAUGAAUCAAAUAUGAUAAAAUAUAAAGAAGACCCAUUUUUAAACAGUUAAAAAUUCUCAUCAAUAAGA
This is a messenger RNA of Ceratosolen solmsi marchali, 609 nucleotides long. RefSeq names its product Riboflavin kinase (gene Rfk). Bases 145 to 591 code for a protein of 148 amino acids. The transcript has 5 exons. Gene Ontology annotation, biological process: FMN biosynthetic process; riboflavin biosynthetic process. Gene Ontology annotation, molecular function: riboflavin kinase activity. NCBI's taxonomy places the organism in Eukaryota, Metazoa, Arthropoda, Insecta, Hymenoptera, Agaonidae. Gene Ontology annotation, cellular component: mitochondrion. The record is from RefSeq and is a predicted model, not a curated record.